Messenger RNA from Ailuropoda melanoleuca (giant panda), 485 nucleotides. Its product is annotated as 40S ribosomal protein S19-like. Gene Ontology annotation, biological process: ribosomal small subunit assembly; translation. The record is from RefSeq and is a predicted model, not a curated record. Gene Ontology annotation, molecular function: RNA binding; structural constituent of ribosome. Gene Ontology annotation, cellular component: ribosome; cytosolic small ribosomal subunit. NCBI's taxonomy places the organism in Eukaryota, Metazoa, Chordata, Mammalia, Carnivora, Ursidae. The coding region runs from base 1 to 453 and encodes 150 amino acids. The transcript has a single exon.
AUGCCUGGAGUUCCUGCAGAAGACAUAAACCAGCAGGAGUUCGUCAGCUGGGGAAGCUGGGGAGCUCUGGCAGCCUUCCUCAAAAAGUCUGGGAAGCUGAAAUUCCCUGAAUGGGUGGACACUCUCAGGCUGGCCAAGCAUAAAGAGCUUGCCCCCUAUGAUGAGAACUGGCUCUACACACGAGCUGCUUCCACGGCAUGGCACCUGCACCUCUGGGGCAGUGCUGGGGUAGGCUCUGGGACCAAGAUCUAUGGGGGAUGUCAGAGAAAUGGGGUCAUUCCUGGCCACUUCAGCAGAGGUUCCAAGAGCAUGGUCCGCAGGGUUCUCCAAGCCCUAGUGGGGCUGAAAAUGGUAGAAAAGGACAAAGAUGGGGGUCGUGAACUGACAUCUCAUGGGCAGAGGAAUCUGGUUAGAAUUGCUGGACAGGUGGCAGCUGCCAACAAGAAGCAUUAGAACAAAUGCUGGGUUAAUAAACUGCCUCAUUC